Messenger RNA from Athene cunicularia (burrowing owl), 2011 nucleotides. It is a transcript of the gene TYW3, whose product is annotated as tRNA-yW synthesizing protein 3 homolog. The record is from RefSeq and is a predicted model, not a curated record. The transcript has 5 exons. NCBI's taxonomy places the organism in Eukaryota, Metazoa, Chordata, Aves, Strigiformes, Strigidae. The coding region runs from base 1268 to 1795 and encodes 175 amino acids.
UAACACAGCUACAGCAAGUAUAAGAAAAAUGCCAAGGAACUGGCCUUUGACUGGAGCUGAGGGGCCUGAUCCUGUUCCUGCCAGGACUUUUCCCAUCAGUUUUGCUGGGAGCAAGUUGGGGCCUCGGGCUUCACAGGCUUAAGGGAACAUUAUUUUCAGCACUUCCCUAUUAAUUCGAGGUUGCAGGAAAUUACUGAUCUAGACGCAGUAAGAUACUUUGCUCCACUGACCCACUUUUGGAGGACACGAGUGCUGCAGGCGGCUCUGGGGCAGCGCCGGCGCGCACAGACGAUUUCAGUCAGCGGGACUCCCUGGACUGGUCCUGUUCCCACUGAUCAGCUCCCUCUGGGGCGUCUGCGAAAUUCCUCGGCCUUCUCGGAGAAACAGAAACCCUUCAGAGCCCCCGCUGACAGCACAGCAGCUCGGAACGUGUCCUCUGCUACAGCCCAAGCAGCCGACACAGCCAGAGCCCUGUGCUGAGCCGCAGGGAACCGACGGCUCAGCCCGGCCCGGCUCAACCCAUCCCGGCUCAGCCAUUCCCGGAUCAGCCCGGCCCGGCUCAGCCCGGGGCAGCAUGAGUUGGCCUCAGCAGAGCUGAGCGGGUGACCCGAGGUGUUUCUGCACAGCGCUGCCUUAUGCCGUGUUGAUCCUUUCUGCUUCUCGUCACCUCUGGCACGGCUGUGGUUACUUGGGCGUUUUUUAAAAUCUGGUGCACAAACUGAGCCAUUCAGAAAGACCUUAAAAGAAGAACAUUUAUGGAGGAGAUGCUGCAUAAACACAUAUAAACACUUCUCAAUGUUUAAAGGAGAGAGUGUUUCUUCAGCCAGCAUGUCUUAAAAAAGCAGAUGAAUUUAAUUAUUUCCUGAAGAUUUUAGUGAAUAUUUUCAUUUUACAAGACAGAUGAGAAGGGCUAGACAAAACAACAAAGUAUGGGAAAACAGCUUAAAUUUCCCAAGUUAACACAGCAAAUUUUUUAGUGCUGCCAAUUAAGCAACUGCAGGCAAACAAGAAGGGGGGCAAACAGUGCUUAUGAUUAAAUAAUCGUCUAGUGAAGUAAGUGCUAUAACUGCCUCAAAGCAACCUUUCUGAUUUGGAAAAAGUAGUAUCAGCCCUUAAGAUUUCUCUGCAUAAAGACAGUAUAGAAAAGCAGGGAAAUUGUAACAGCAAACCACGCAGAAUGUAAUACAGCUUUCUCCACACUCACACUCACAAAUCCAGAGUGUCACCAGCAUCUCUCGGUCUUCUGGCAGAACUGAGGGGUCUGAAGAUGGCAGCACUAGAGAAAGCCACUGGCGACGUUGUGCUCAAGUUUGAACCGUUUGUCCUUCAUGUGCUGUGUGAAGAGCUGCAGGACGCACAGCUUCUGCAUUCAGUGGCUGUCAAUUCGGGGUUCAGGAACUCUGGUAUUACAGUUGGCAAAGGAGGAAAAAUUAUGAUGGCUGUCCGGAGUACUCAUUGCUUAGAAGUUCCACUGAGCCACAAGGGGAAACUGAUGGUCUCAGAAGAAUACAUUGAAUUUCUGAUACACGUGGCUAAUCAGAAAAUGGAAGAAAACAUAAGGAGGAUUGACAGAUUCCACAGAAGCCUGGAGCUGGCCCUGAAGCCUGCGGCCGGGGCGAGCAGCCCCCCUCCGGGGCAGGCGGAGACCCACCGCCCCGUGUACCGCCGCAGGAGGAAGAGAAGGGCCGAGCCGGAGCGAGACGCACACGCAGCUCCGGAGGGUCACGGGCAGGAGCCGGAGCCUGAGAGUGACACAGAAAGCAGUCUGGGUAUCUUUGCUGACAUGACGAUAUAGACUAAGGCAUUUGAAAGCAAAUGGCCAACUGAAUGAAUAGUAAUUGUGAUGCUCUUUGUAAGAGAUACAAAUACUGCUCUGUUCUAAGUAGUAACGCUCGCUCUCAUGGACACUUAUCAGAAAAAAAAAAGGUAACUAAACAGAAUUGUGAGCAGGUGUACUGCUGCAGAAGCACAGAAUAAAACCUUAGGAUGUUUUGAGGGUUUUGCAGCAGCA